ACUGAUGCAACGGCAAACAACACUUCUUCUGUUUUUAUGCUUAGCAACAAUAACUUUAGUUUAAGUGAUAAUUUAACAAUAAUUUUGCACAAGAACCCUAACAUCACAGAAUUAUACCUGAAUAACAACACUAUUCCCAUUCUACACAGCUAUACCUUUUGCAAUCUUUCAAAACUAACAAUUCUAGAUGUCAGUAAUAAUUCCAUCCAAACAGUUGAACAAGCAGCCUUUGCUGGCUUAAAUCAGUUAACAGCUUUGCAUCUACAGAACAAUGAAAUUGCCCAUUUAGAUUCUAGUGUGUUUGUAUUUCUAAAGAGCUUGAAGAUCUUGAACUUACAAAAUAACAACCUUGGACAUUUUGAAAUUGAAGUAUCGCUUAAUUUGACAACAGUUACACUAUUUGGAAAUCCAUGGAAUUGUUCAUGUGGCCUGCUUAGUUUACAGAGCUGGUUGAAUAAUUCACAAUUAAUAAUAGAAAAUGAAAAAAAUACCACAUGCACCUCUCCAGAUAGUCUAAAAACACAACCCAUCAAAACAGCACUUCUAUCUAAUUGUAACAGAAAAGAGGAGACUGAAGCAAUCACCAAACUUUACAGUUCUAUUAAUUCUAGCAAUGAUACUGGAGCCUCUGGAUAUAAUGAUACAGAUCGAAAAUUAUCAUAUUCAGAUUUCCCACCCAUUGGCAAAAGCUGGAAAUUUCUGAUUGGUGUCUUUAUAGUUAUUGUUACUACUACAAUGCUGAUUAUUACUGCCAUUAAAGUCCCAGUGUGGUACCGUCAUAUGAUUAGUUACAAUCAUAGCCGUCUGGAUGAAGAUGAAUCUGGAAUGUUUGAAGAAAAUUUUUCCACAGAUAUGUGCCAUUUCCCACCAGGACCAAAUACCAAUGAAAAUGACUCCAUAGUGAUAUUUGAACAAUUUCAUACAUUUGUUCCAGAAGAGGAUGGAUUUAUUGAAGAUAAGUAUAUUGAUACAUGAAGACUUGCUUGACUGAAUCUAUUUGCCUUAUGCUGUAAUAUUAGCACAGAUCCGUAGUAUACAAACUUUUAUGAACUACAGAGC
Molecule: messenger RNA, 1059 nt
Organism: Heteronotia binoei (common prickly gecko)
Lineage: Eukaryota; Metazoa; Chordata; Lepidosauria; Squamata; Gekkonidae
Gene: LRRC19
Product: leucine rich repeat containing 19
Exons: 3
Coding region: 37-975 (312 amino acids)
Biological process (GO): interleukin-8 production; positive regulation of non-canonical NF-kappaB signal transduction
Cellular component (GO): plasma membrane
Molecular function (GO): protein binding; signaling receptor activity
Source: RefSeq, a predicted model, not a curated record